CGCAUAACCAAUUGCUCCGAGACUACUAGCCCUAUAUCAUAAUGGUUCCUCCUGUCAAUCUUCCUCCUCGAUACCCAGGCAAAGGCGGCCUCGAAGUUGCCGCCGUGGGUUUCGGCCUCUUGAGUCUUAGUGUUGCCUGCAGGAAAGUUGGUUCGGAAGACGAGCGCCUGGAAGUCCUAGACCGUGCUUGGGAAAUUGGCGCUGCUGACUAGGACAUCGCGGAUAUGUACGGUGACAGCGACGACCUGAUGGGCAAGUGGUUCGCAUUGCAUCCUAAGCGGCGACAAGACAUUUUUCUGUCCAUAAAGUUUGCGAUUAAAGUCACCGUUAGACCUGGAGGUUCUCCCUUUAUGACGAUUGACUCGUCGCCGGAUUAUGCACGUGAGGUUUAUAAGCGGAGCAUAAAGUUAAGACGAACUGGAUUGAUUUAUAUUACAUCCACCGUCUUAACGGGCGGGCUCCGGUUGACCCCUCAGGACGGUGCCCAGAAGUCCAAGACCUUAACUGCAUCCCCGACUCGCCUCAUUACAGGUAUGGAUCCCCGAGCGAUAGACACCGAACUUCCGGGAGAGGGCCGCGAAUGGGAUUUGCAGUGGAGAACAUCAAAUGCAGGCAGUCCAUGGCCUCCGGCGCUCAGGGCAUAAACAUUCUCGAGCAGCAAAUUAAAGAAGAGGUAUUUAAGGAUGCAAUGUGUAUUAUAGAUAUUCGAAACCCUAAUGUUACCCACUAUUUCGCACUCAAAAAGAAGAAAAGGCUAGG
Molecule: messenger RNA, 759 nt
Organism: Ilyonectria robusta
Lineage: Eukaryota; Fungi; Ascomycota; Sordariomycetes; Hypocreales; Nectriaceae
Exons: 2
Coding region: 225-644 (139 amino acids)
Source: RefSeq, a predicted model, not a curated record